AUGAGGCUCUACAUCACGGCGGCGGCCGCCGACGACGACGUGACGAAGCCGAAGGCGCCGCCGCAGCAGCAGGCGGCGCGGCGAGGCUACCGUUCCGUUGUGGUCACGGGGCUCCUGGCCGGCGUGCUCCUCUUCCGCGCGGCGCUCCUCGCCAUCGAGACCGGCGCCUCGCUCUGCCCUUCCGCCACCGGCUGCUCGGACUGGAGGGCGGGGCUCGGGCGCUGGCUCUACGGCGGCGGCGGCGACGCGGCGGAGGAAUUCAUGAAAGAGUGGAAGAGAAGCCACAGGGUGGCUACCCUGUUGGACCCCGUGGUGGUGGAAGCGGCACCGGAUUCCUUGGACGAUCUCAUGGUGGAGAUGGACACCAUUCUGGCGUCCUAUGAUCGGCUUGACAUGGAAGCCGUGGUCGUGAAGAUAAUGGCCAUGCUGCUAAAGAUGGAUCGGAAGGUCAAGUCGUCGAGAAUCCGAACUCUGUUCAACCGGCACCUGGCCUCGCUCGGCAUCCCCAAGAGCAUGCACUGCCUGGCGCUGCGGCUGGCCGAGGAGUUCGCGGUGAACUCCGCGGCCCGCUCCCCGGUACCGUUGCCGCAGUACGCCCCUCGCCUCACCGACGCCUCUCGCAUCCACGUCUGCCUCGUCACCGACAACGUUCUUGCGGCCGCCGUGGCCGUGGCGUCCGCCGUCAGGAGCUCGGCCGGCCCGUCGAGGCUCGUGUUCCACGUCGUCACCGACAAGAAGAGCUACGUCCCGAUGCACUCGUGGUUCGCGCUGCACCCGGUCGCUCCGGCGGUCGUCGAGGUCAAGGGCCUCCACCAGUUCGACUGGCGCGACGGCGAUGCCAUCGCCUCUGUCAUGAGGACCAUCGACGAGGUCCAGAAGAGCUCGCUGGAUUACCACCAGCUGUGUGAUGGAUCGGUGGAGAGGGAGUACAGAAGGCUCGAAGCCACCAAGCCAAGCACGUUUUCGAUCCUCAACUAUCUCAAAAUCCAUCUCCCAGAGUUCUUCCCGGAGCUCCCGAGGGUGAUACUGCUCGACGACGACGUCGUGGUGCGCAAGGAUCUGGCCGGGCUGUGGGAGCAGGACCUGGACGGGAACAUCAUGGGCGCGGUCGGCGCGCACCGGCCCGGCGCAGACGGUGGAAUCUGCAUCGAGAGGACUCUCAGCGAGCACCUCAACUUCUCUGACCCUGCAGUGUCGUCGCUAGGCCUCGACGGUUCGCAUUGCACGUGGUCUUGGGGCGCCAGCAUCGUCGACCUCGACGCUUGGCGAGGAGCAAACGUUACCGAGGCGUAUCAGUCAUGGCUGCAAAAGAACCGCGAAUCGGGGUUCAGGCUGUGGAAGAUAGGGUCGCUGCCGCCGGCUCUGAUAGCGUUCGACGGCCGGGUGCGGGCGAUCGAGCCGCUGUGGCACCUGCCGGACCUGGGCCGGCGCAUGCCCGACGCCGAGCUGCUGCAGCUCUCCGCCGUCCUGCAUUUCAGCGGGCCGCGGAAGCCGUGGCUGGAGGUGGCGUUCCCGGAGCUGCGGGAGCUGUGGCUCGGGCACUUGAAUAACUCGGACAGCUUCCUACGAGGCUGUGGCGUAGUGGAAUGA
Molecule: messenger RNA, 1590 nt
Organism: Triticum turgidum subsp. durum (durum wheat)
Lineage: Eukaryota; Viridiplantae; Streptophyta; Magnoliopsida; Poales; Poaceae
Source: the annotation of a GenBank genome assembly